Molecule: messenger RNA, 5577 nt
Organism: Hyposmocoma kahamanoa
Lineage: Eukaryota; Metazoa; Arthropoda; Insecta; Lepidoptera; Cosmopterigidae
Exons: 34
Coding region: 16-4875 (1619 amino acids)
Source: RefSeq, a predicted model, not a curated record
AAAAUUGUUUCAAGCAUGACAACAAAUUCAUCAUCAACCAAGAAAUCAGAUGGAAGCGUGGUACCGCUUUGUAAGCGAUUAUGUUUUGAUAACGGAGCUACAUUGAAUACAAAUAAUUUCCAUACAUUAUCCUCGUUAUGCAACCGUGCAGGAAUAGAUAUAUACCAAGGCUCGGUAGCACUUACAGAACCCGAUAUAUCGUAUUGUAAAAUGUCUGGCCAACUUUCUUUAGGCACAGGAUCGUCUCAUUGCAACGACAGUACUAACUUGUUCGAAAACUUAAAGCAUCCAGAGUCAGGACGAAUACUUUACGUGCCAACGCAUAUGCAAACGUCUCCAGUGCAGCCCCUGGUGGCAUCCUGCUCAUACAAGCCUACUUCAGACAUCAUCGUGCAAAGAGACCAAAAACAUAUUAAUAAAGUUCAUUGUGCGUCGAUGUCGGAAAACCACAUGAGUCUGCAACGAUUAAAUAUCGACAAACGAUCGCCGUGUUUUAAGGAAAAAAAUCGACCAAAGAAUAACCCCGCUCCACAAAAUCUAUGUCCAUCUCCAAAAAAAAAAAUUAAACGAGAAGAUGCGAAAAACGAAGUACAAAUGUUCCGUGCAUUAACAUUACCUAGUGACCCUGACCCGCCGGUGCUAAUUCUCAACCCAGAUAUGUAUACAGCGAGUAUGGAUACGAUGCAUGUAGCUAACAGUAACGUCACAUCUUUGAGAUUAACGCAACCCUCAGAAAAGAAAAUAGAACAAAAUCAAGGUCAUUCGUACAUAGAGCCUACAAGAACGAAUGAUGUCAUGAAAAAACACACGACAGUGGGGUCUCAAGCUAGUGGAAACAUUGUUGUGAAAGUAUUCAUGCUUCCCACAUCAACACAAGUGUCUCGAAAUUUUUUUCAAUCUGAAACUAAAUCGUUAUCUACAGAGGUAUUACUUCUAAAAACUGUGGUCACAGAUACUGCAAUCAAAAAAACCAGAAGUGUACAAGUUGAAACAGAAUCGAACCCAACCCAAUUAAUGAAGACGGGCAUACGUCUUACUUCAAUUUCAUCAGCAAAUAUGAAAUCACAAGCAGUGGGUACACCAGCAUUUGUCCGCACUUUUACGUAUACAGAGUCUACAUCAACAAGUGGUUUAAAAUUAUCCGUGGAUACUGGUAUAUCUAACAACAAUUUAAUUGAAAAGAAAUCAAUUUGUGCAGAAACUAGCACGCUACUGCUUACUGACAAUAAAGGUGACGAACCCGUUAGAACAAAUGGGAAACUUAUUUCUAUGUCUUCAUCGCGAAAUCAUGGCGGCCAUAGAGCGUACUGCACUCUGAGCUUUGAAAAAGCUAAUCAGAUGAAAGACCGGUAUCCGAAAUACACUGUGAUCGGAAUCAACACGGAAAUGCAGAAAGAUUCACAAUCAUUCGGACAAACCACAUCAUUUACCGUAUUACCGGGAUUGAAUAAAAAUUCCACUAACAAAUUUGAAUCUUCAUUUGCUGUGCAGAACACCAUGGACGUCUACGCACAAUAUGCACAGAAGUUUAUACGCGGAGAACACAACUGUAGCACAAUUUUUUCGGCGAAUACAGACACAAUCUAUAGCUCAACCACCGAAACCGAUACAAGUUACACGGUACGGUCUUCCAGAAAUGACAAUUGUCUUUCCAUAUCUGAAGCAACCUUUAAUUUUGCUAAGAGAACCAAGGUAGAUACAACCAGUCAAUAUAAUUACGGGAGUGUGAAGAAAAUUGAUGUUGCUAAUCAAUGUUCCUCCUACAAGGUGCAAAAAGUUGAUAUCAUGUGUCAGUGUAACGAAAAUCAAGGACAGUUUAUAGACUUUACCCAGUACAUCGGCUUCCAAGACCAAGUAAAUAAUAUAAAAAUACAUAGCGUUCACCCCGAAUACAAAGCAGAAUUAUACAGUGAUCGCUAUGGACAGAAUAACAGAUCUACCAGCAAUCACUAUAAAAAUCGUCAAAAUAUAAUAAGUGAAAAUAAUGCAAAUCCUUACAUACUUUAUAACACACACCUUAAAGGGCGUUAUGAUUUAAGCGGCGGGUGCCGUAGUCGGUACAGUAGACGACGUGAACAAAAAGUUGAUAAUACUAACCAAUACAGUGAAAACAACAAGGAUAAAUUGGAAAAUACUAAGAAAUAUUGUGACCGCCAAGAGCAGAUGAUUAGAAGCUCCCAUUACCAGAAAGGAUGUAGCCGACAAAAAGCAAACACUAGCCUCUACCGUUACUACGUUUGCCGAGAUCACGCCAAAUAUAAAUGUGAUUACAGGAAUGCGGCUGAAUCUGUGUUGAAACGAAGAAGUGUAUGCACAAUUACAAGUCAAAAAACCUUGGUUUCGACUGCAUUGUCAAAGAUUGUCAUUGCUAUUCCAACUAUAUAUAAGGGAUCUCGAAAACUGAAAUUGGACACACAAAUCGUAUCAUCGGAAACAGCGUCAAUAAGCACCGAGACGAAUCCUACGACCCUGUUACAGGAUAACCCGCUACCUUUGCUCGGGACUAAAAGCAUUGUCGACGUCAACAUACAAUACAGUACGCACCGUUUCCCUGAUGGCACGUAUACCAGUCGGUCGGCAACGGGUAAUCAAAGCGAGUUGAUGACUGUAUUCACGCUGUGCUCUUCUGUAAGAGAAGUAGCUGUUCAAGAACCCAGCGAUCAGAGUGACAAAUCUGUUAUGCUAGACACACAGUUAAUAUCGUUAAUGAAACCAAAGUCAACAUCUUGCCUGCCGUUUGUGAUGUUACCUGAGCGCCCUUUUUCGCCACCGAUGCGUAAACCAGCUCAGCAAGAAACCCUGCGCCAAUCAAUGCUCCCAGAAGAUGAUCAGACAACAAAUCGUAUUCGACGACACCCUCUUGGCAAUCAGAUAUUGUGUGGAAACUGCGACUCCAUCUGCCCAAUACUAGUCUCUCAUGAAACCAACACAGAAAUAAGACGUCUCGUCAAUCGUUCGGUUGGUGAUACAAAACAAUAUAGAGAACUCAAGAGUAAUGAAAUUAAUACAUUUGGAAAUAAAGUGACUAAGGCAGAUCGUGACUCACAACUGCCAUCGGAUGUCCCGCGAACAACGCCCAAGAUGAUGGACAACGCCGCCACAGAUACUAACUCUCAAAAAGUGGCAACAUAUGCUACAGUACAAAGUACGAACUGUGGUAAAAUGAUACACCGUCUGUCUACUCUGGCACGUCUUCUCAGUCAGGGAAAUAAGACAGCAGGUGACGGCAAGCAUUCAGACGCAGUACAACUGUCAAGUAGCUUGAAUGCCGAGAAGUGGUUGCAACGUAGUUUCCCUAUGGACGAGAAAGAUUACCAGUCUAUGUUCGAUACGGAACAGAUGAUGGACUUAGAGCACACAUCGCCGACUGAGUCUCUUUGCAUCCCAUACAAAUUGACAAAGUGCUCCAAUAUCGUAUCAGGAGAAGUUGAAACAUCGAAAAAUCCAGGAUUUACACCUCUGCCUGAUCGAAUAAUGAUGGCUGUGUCAAGAGAAAGUUUAAAAGAUAUAUUACCGAAAGGACCUCAUCGGAUUCAUGCACUGGAACGAGUUCAUAAUGAACGAUUGACUUGCACUAUUGGUACCAAAAUGUCACGCGGCCAGAGGAUGGUCGACAAAUGUACUUCAGACACGAUGACACCGAAACGUUUUGAAGAAUUAGAGCUUCAGACUUCCCCCGAAGUCUGCCAUACAGCUGUGAACAUGGGGUCUUCGAAGAAACUUUUGGAGUCCAAUUCAAUAUGUCUGAAGCAGUUCAAGUCAACGUACACAUACACUUCGCGUUGCUUCCUACCGCCGCUGCGUUGCUCCCAAGAUAGAUAUGGCACAGAUUGCGUGUUCGUGUACCAACGACCCCGGUGCCUAACGCAUUACAACUCCUUGAUGGACGUGAGUGUGCAAAAGGAUAAUUGUCAUAAACAGAGCAUGCACAAACAGAAAUGUGAAGAGAUAGAUAACCUAAGGAUUACAUCAUGGAGUUCAAAUGCGUCACCAGAGAGCCGAGGUCCGUCUGCGCCCCGACACAUAUCAAACAACACCAAGGAAAUUCUACCUAAGGUGUAUGAAACUUCGUGUGACACGGCCGAACCUAUUCCGGCCCAUCCCACCAAGCUGAUGGAACCAAAAUCUUACAGAUCAACAGCUCAAGGCGAAAAGGAUUUAUGCCAGACGUCGGCGAUGGUGCUGACCCCGCCGUACAACUACGUCAGCAUGCAGCACUGCUGCGUGUGUAACAAGAAGAGAAACAAAACAGCCACUACGAGCACGGAGAGGCAGUCUACAGUGUCUACGUACACUUCUCAUCACGAAUGUCCAGUGCGCUAUUGCCAUACAGCCACUCAAGACUCUUCCUCUUCUUUUGUGGGCUCGAAAUACCCUAUGCAGUUCUGCCCUGCGUGUCAAACUCAUUUAAUCGAAAUAGUACACAGCGACGAGACAACCUACUCAGGUGAAACAGGUAUUCAAUCUGUGGAAGAAUGCAUAAAAACCAACUUCAUGGAGUCGUGUCGCUACUACAGCCAUAUGCUCACCAAACACAUUAGCAAAGUUAGGCAUAAUCUGGCAAGACAAUUACAAGAUCGAAUACCCGCAACGUCGUACCCGCCGGUGUCGAUGGAUAGGUUUCUGUACCAGGUCUUCACAGACCUCCGCACCGAAGCAUGCACCAUGAAACCCAGCGGGAAGGGGGAACUGGGAUGCCAGACCAAACACGCUACCCAACAAGUCUUGCGGCCAACCGCGUCGAGCUAUCUCAACCCGGCCAUCAGCCUGACGCACAUCUGCAACUCCAACGAAGUAGAAAAACUCCAGUCGAUGUAUUACAUGCUAGCUGCGAUAGACGGCAGGAUGCGGCGGCUCAAAAACAAUAUACCUUGAUCUAUUUGCAACCCUUCGUUCAGUUUCGUCAGUUGCAAAAAGCCACACUGCGUUAUCUAGAUAAAUUCUUAGUACAAAUGCGAAUGACGCAAUUAGGGCGCACCACACACCGAAGACGCAUUCGUGUAUGCAGUGUAUAGGCUGGCAAUAAGAAAUUUUGCUGUAUGAAAGGAUUGUAACGAAAUUCCCGCAAGCGCUUUGUCCGUUUUUAUUCAGACUUAACAAUUUAAACAAGACUGGACGAGUGUCAAAUACUAAGGUUAUUGAAAAUGUGUUAUGAAAUUUUAUUUUAGUCCCGGCACAAAAGCCUUGCGUAAACGGCCGUGCGGUGCUUUAGCAGCACUCACAGUACGUUGUACAGUGUAUGUGUAUUACAAACACUGUACAAUUAUUCAAUUAAAAAUUUAACUUCAUCUUAGAGUAACAUUUGUGAUUUUCGUGUGUGGCGUGCUGUCUCGUGAUUUAAAUUUGUAGUAGACAUACAAAAUGGUGGAUUUUGACUAAGUAUUAGGAAAAAUUGUAUAAUUGUCUAGUUUUGUAUAAGUAUAGUGAUAGUGAAUUCUGUUGCCAGGAUGUCCGUGAGAUCCUUGAUUGUUUUGAUUUAGGAAGACGUCAUAGAUGACAUCAUGAGUUGUAGUAAAAAAUGUAAACCCAAAUAGUCACUGAUUUAAUAUAGGUUUGUACAUAAUGUUGAAUAAAUUA